Messenger RNA from Balaenoptera musculus (blue whale), 2659 nucleotides. It is a transcript of the gene DHX58, whose product is annotated as DExH-box helicase 58. Gene Ontology annotation, cellular component: cytoplasm. Lineage: Eukaryota; Metazoa; Chordata; Mammalia; Artiodactyla; Balaenopteridae. The coding region runs from base 209 to 2254 and encodes 681 amino acids. Gene Ontology annotation, molecular function: zinc ion binding; hydrolase activity; DNA binding. The record is from RefSeq and is a predicted model, not a curated record. The transcript has 13 exons. Gene Ontology annotation, biological process: response to virus; positive regulation of interferon-beta production; innate immune response.
UUUUUUCUGUGGGGCAACGAAGGGAGAUUCCCAGGUUGAUUUCUGCAGGGCUGGCUCCUCCCCUCAGUUUCAGUUUCCAUUUCCUUCUCAGCGGAGCCCAGCAGCUUCUGGGCUAAGCCGGCGGGGCUGCAGGUGAGAUCCGGGCUGGCACGGGGCAAGUGUGGUCUGCGGUACUCAGCCUUUCCCCCUGCCCAGAUCAGGUUUCCGAAUGGAGCUGCGACCCUACCAGUGGGAGGUGAUCAUGCCUGCCCUGGAGGGCAAGAAUAUCAUCAUUUGGCUGCCCACGGGCUCCGGGAAGACCAGGGCAGCUGCUUAUUUGGCCAAGAGGCAUCUAGAGACUGUAGACGGAGCCAAGGUGGUUGUAUUGGUCAACAGGGUGCACCUGGUGACCCAGCAUUGUGAGGAGUUCAGCAGCAUGCUGGGCAGACGCUGGACCAUUACAACCCUGAGUGGGGACAUGGGGCCACGAGCUGGUUUUGGCCACGUGGCCCGGAGGCAUGACCUGCUCAUCUGCACGGCUGAGCUGCUGCAGAAGGCACUGACCAGCCUGGAGGAGGAGGAGCAUGUGGAGCUCAACGCCUUCUCCCUGCUGGUGGUGGAUGAGUGUCACCAUACGCACAAAGACACCGUCUACAACGUCAUCCUGAGCCGGUACCUGGAGCUUAAAUUCCAGAGGACCCGGCCGCUGCCGCAGGUCCUGGGUCUCACAGCCUCGCCAGGCACUGGCGGGGCCUCCACGCUCGAUGGGGCCAUUGACCACGUCCUGCAGCUCUGUGCCAACCUGGACACGUGGCGCAUCAUGUCACCCCAGGACUACCGCUCCCAGCUGCAGGAGCACAGCCGCCAGCCCUGCAAACAGUACGACCUCUGCCACAGACGCACCCAGGAGCCGUUUGGCGACAUGCUGAAGGAGCUCAUGGACCAAAUCCACGACCAUCUGGAGAUGCCCGAGUUGAGACGGGACUUCGGGACGCAGACCUACGAGCAACAAGUGGUGGAGCUGAGCCGGGAUGCGGCUGAGGCGGGGCUCCAGGAGCGGCGGGUGUACGCGCUUCACCUGCGUCGCUACAACGACGCACUGCUCAUCCACGACACGGUCCGUGCGGUGGAUGCCCUGGCCACUCUGCAGGAUUUCUACGACAGGGAGCGCACCACUAAGACCCAGAUCCUGCAUGCCGAGCGCUGGCUGCUGGCGCUGUUUGAUGAUCACAAGAAUGAGCUGGCCCACCUGGCAACUUGUGGCCCAGAGAACCCGAAACUGGCGGUGCUGGAAGAGAUCCUGCAGAAGCAGUUCAGGAGCCCUGACAGCCCCCGGGGCAUCAUCUUCACCCGGACCCGCCAGAGUGCUCACUCCCUCCUGCUCUGGCUCCAGCAGCAGCCAGGCCUGCAGACAGUGGACAUCAGGCCCCAGCUGUUGAUUGGGGCUGGGAACAGCAGCCAGAGCACUCAGAUGAUCCAGAUGACUCAGAGGGACCAGCAAGAAGUGAUCCAGAAGUUCCGGACUGGUACCCUGAACCUCCUGGUGGCUACGAGUGUGGCAGAGGAGGGGCUGGACAUCCCUCAGUGCAAUGUGGUGGUGCGCUAUGGGCUCCUGACCAAUGAGAUCUCCAUGGUCCAGGCAAGGGGCCGUGCCCGGGCCAGCCAAAGUGUAUACUCAUUUGUGGCGGCCCAAGGUAGUCGGGAGCUGAAGCGGGAGCUGACCAAUGAGGCGCUGGAGACUCUGAUGGAACGGGCAGUGGCUGCUGUGCAGGAGAUGGACCAGGCCAAGUACCAGGACAGGAUCCAGGAUCUGCAGCGGGCAGCCUUGGCCAAGCGGGCAGCCCAGGCGGCCCAGCGGAAGAGUCACCAGCACAAGUUCCUGGCAGAGCACGUGCGGCUCCUCUGUGUCAACUGCACGGUGCCCGUGGGCUAUGGGAGUGACCUACGGAGGGUCGAGGGUACCCACCACGUCAACGUGAACCCCAACUUCUCGAUCUACUACACCAUCUCCCAUGAGCCUGUGGUCAUCAACAGAGUCUUCAAGGACUGGAGGCCUGGGGGCGUCAUUAGCUGCAGGAACUGUGGGGAGGGCUGGGGUCUGCAGAUGAUCUACAAGUCAGUGAAGCUGCCAGUACUCAAAGUCCGCAGCUUGCUGCUGGAGACACCGCAAGGGCGGGUCCAGUCCAAGAAGUGGUCCCGCGUGCCCUUCACCGUGCCUGACUUUGACUACGUGCAGCACUGUGCCCAGAGCCUGGCAGACUUCUCCCUGGACUGACCAUCUUGUCCCUGCAGUGCCUGCUGUAGCCUGCAGGGGGCGGGAGAAUCCACAGCAGCCACCAUCUCCUGGGCAAAGCCUGGGUCCAGCCCCUCCCUCCAGAGUCACCAGCUCCAGGCUCCCGGCUGACCAGCCACAGAGGAACCCUGGGCACCCAGGCUGGCCUGGACUCCCACACUGAGGAAGCAGCUGGAGAGCCGCAGCUCAUCCCAGACCCCCCUUACAUGUACACAGACACCUUCGUGUGCAAUGGAUGGAGCUGAUGGGGGGAAACUGAGGCAGAAAAUGGCCCCACUGUACUAGGCAUCGCCAGUUUCCCUUGGCUUCAACAUUCCUUCCCUGCCAAGGCCACUUGUAUUCUUUGAGAUUCUCCGUAAAUUAAAAAUAAAGAAGUAGAACUCAUGU